ACUUGAAGGCUAUUACUAACGUCAACAAGCAAAUAGAAGACUCUGAUGUUAACCCAAAGCGGGCCUGAAAUCAACCUCGAUUCACAGUCAUCUGAGACUGAAAAACUUUGUGUUCACAUUUCGCCUUUUUUUAUACCAGGGCUAUCAUCUAUCAUUGACUCGCUGAAUAUUCAAGAAGAAGAAGGGAAAGAAGAAAGAAUGCAAAUUUUGCCACCAUUUGUUAAACAAAAAUAAAAAUGAUAUCGCAGAAUCUUUACCAUCAUUUAAUUAAUCGCGCUUCUGGUUGGCAUCCUAGAGGCCAACGUCAUCCCUCAGCGUCUCAAUAUCUUAAUUAUCAAAGAGAAUUUUACAAAUCCAUAACGCCAUCGUUAACAAUCCAAAAUGUGGAUAAGCCUUUAGUAUAUUUGCGUAAAUUUACUCCUGAUGGUCAACUACUACUCGGUUUUUCCUAUGAUCAGUGUCAUUUGGAAGUCUUCAAAUAUCAAGGUGUCGGUUAUGUUAUGGAUUUGCUGUUAACACAACAAGGAGAGUGUGUUACUGCCUCUGAUAGUAGCCUUUACUCUUUACAUAUAAGACAGUGCAUCUUUGAGCGGAUGUUAAAAAGAGUUUACUGUCUACGGCUUGUAAAACAAAGUGGACCAUUUAAAUCACAUAUAAAUAGGGAGUUCAGUGCAUUUUUUAGAGACGGUACGUUUGUGUUGUUGGCGGCUGUUUCCGAAUCAUAUUCUUCGUUUGAUUCUUUUAAAAGACUAGUGGAAUAUGCCGACUUAUGGGAUGAUAUAGAUCACUUCAAUUACACAUUUUUUUUAGUGAAUUUGAAGUCAGGCAUUGUUAGCGACAAAUUAAUAUAUAACGACGAUUCUCUUAUGUUGUCACAUAAUCGUAGUGUUUCGGUGUAUGAGCAUACUCUUGCUAUCCUAUCAAACUGCCGCCAGUGCAUAGAUUUGACUCAAAUAGAUUCGAACGGGAAAUUUAAACGCCUUUUUACCUUGGGACCAUUUGGAAGUGAUCUGGACCGAGAAAGAAUUCUAAGUACCCAACAACCAAGUUCCUGUGUUUAUCAUAUCAGCACUGAGAGUUUUGAUACCUUGCCACUGUCACAUCUGAAACAAAAAAUAUUAUCAUACAUGUAUCGAAAUAUAAUGGAAACUGAAGACAAAUCGAUCAGAUUGAAAAAGCUGAAGGAUUUUUACUUCAAUUUUUCGCACGUUGAACGGAUGUUAAUUUCCAAAAUGCAAUUGCUGGACAAUAACAAUAUCUUUAUGCGCUAUGAAAGUCGGCCAACUCUAUUGACAGAAGAGCGAUCUUCGGCAGAUACGUUAAAUAAAAAUAAAAUCUCGUUUCCAUUAUACGUAAUAUACAAUAUUUCAGAACAAACUAUUUUAAAAAUAUUUCCUAAAAACUCUGUCCAAUUACUAUACAUUCUGCGCAAUUUUUGUGACGAUUUUCGUAAUGUUCGAUCGCUCCAAAAUCAGUUACCGUCAUCUUCUCCUAACAACAACGUUUAUUUUCGGGCUGCUUUUGAUUUAGCAAUUUCGUCAAUACCGGGCGGUCAGUUGGAAGCUGCUUCACGUUUUAACUCAACAUUACCCAUUACUUCGCAAAGUUUCUCUACGAGUCCCUACUUGGAUUAUUCACUUUUUAAUUAUGAUGAUCGUUUAAUAUCUGCAUGGGAAAGGCCGAAAGUUAACAUAUUAACUCCUAUAUGCUUUAGAGAUCGCAUCGCUAACGAUAUUAAAUUUCGGUUAUUUUUGGAAACUUCAUUCAAAAAUGGUCAGAGAGCAACUGAGGACUCUGGUUUGAGAAUGUCGCAGCGGGAGUUGGUAACAUUUAUCUUUCAUCCAUAUGAACCGUUUAUAAUAAGCAUACAAAAAGUAUGCAGAGGUUACACCAUUAAUUUUCAUAUUUACAAUAAAAGAUCUAGAUUUAAAGUUCAAAUACCAUACAAUAUAGUGUAUAAAAUUUGAUUUAUGUGCUGUAAAAGUUGGGAAAAGCAGUUUUGUGAAGUCUAUGCCCUGAUUAUGUAUCUUUUAGUUAGCUUUCAUUUAGAAGGCGUUCCUUGAAACCCAUUUUGUUGAGUGUUAUGUAUGGUUUUCAUCAUACGAAAUUCAAUUCGUGAAAAUAGAACGAUACAAAAGUAACGAAGCCAUACAAACGUAAAUAAAAACAAAAUCACGCAGCCGUAAAUGCAAUCGUAACGUAAAAUUGUUGGUUUUUUAUAAAUGUUUAGAAGUCAUAACAUGAUAUA
Messenger RNA from Glossina fuscipes, 2248 nucleotides. RefSeq names its product DET1 homolog (gene abo). Bases 237 to 1967 code for a protein of 576 amino acids. Gene Ontology annotation, molecular function: ubiquitin protein ligase binding; ubiquitin-like ligase-substrate adaptor activity. The transcript has 4 exons. Lineage: Eukaryota; Metazoa; Arthropoda; Insecta; Diptera; Glossinidae. Gene Ontology annotation, cellular component: nucleus; cullin-RING ubiquitin ligase complex. Gene Ontology annotation, biological process: protein ubiquitination; positive regulation of proteasomal ubiquitin-dependent protein catabolic process. The record is from RefSeq and is a predicted model, not a curated record.